UUCAUACAUGUAUUUUAACAAACUCUCUCCUGACACACUGGGAUGCUGGACUGGACUCAUGUGCCGUGCACACCAACAUGGCGGAACCCAUGGAGCUGCUCUGCUGGGGAGGCGACUGGGAUCUGCCAUCCGUGCACACAGACUCUCUCAUCGUGCUGGCAUAUGCAAAAUUUUCAGGUGCAAAGCUUGCAGUAAAGUCUAUUGACUGGUCAUGGAGGACUAUCACAGCAUCUGUGCCACAACUACACUGUGAGGGAUCCACAGUCACAGAACCAACACAAAUUCUAAACUUCCUACGAAAACGGAGAUUCAAUGCAGACUAUGAGUUGACAGCUAAGCAAGGUGCAGAUACAAUGGCUUAUAUCGCCCUCCUGGAAGAAAAGCUGCGGCCAGCACUGCUGCACACAUUCUGGGUGGACGCAGAGAACUAUGCUAACCUGACCCGACCCUGGUUUACGUCACAUUCCCCGUUCCCCCUUAACUUCUUUGUACCCGGUCGACAGGCCAGCUUGGCUCUGUCCCGCAUCUUACUGACCAAAGCAGAGUCACCAUUGCUGAACAUAACAGAAGUAGAGGGAAAGAUCUACAGUGAAGCCAAAGAGUGCCUGAAUUUGCUCUCCCACAGACUUGGGAACUUCCAUUUCUUCUUUGGAGACACGCCUACAAGCCUGGACGCCUUUGUCUUUGGCCAUAUCGCCCCUCUAAUUAAAGCCCCUCUACCCAGUGGGCAGCUUCAGAAGCACCUGAACCAACUUGAUAACCUCUGUCAGUUCUGCAACACCAUCCUUAAAAACUACUUUACUGAUGCCUCUGCUGAGAAGAGAAUGGACUGCUCACCUACGGCUACCCAUGAUCCUGUCGAUGCAAACCUCCAGAAACUGACACAACUUGUUAACAAAGAGUCCAACCUUAUUGAAAAGAUGGAUGACAAUCUUCGCAGCAGUCCACAGCAUAGACCGCACAGACAUGAGACCAAACCCUUGGCCCUGGCCGGCGAGAGGAACUUGACCCCUCCCUAAUAAACCCCUUCUAUCUAAGCACUGGCUUUACCAUAAUUUAUUUAUUUUCCAUUGAAAUGGAAGUAUGUCCAAAUGAUAUUUAUAAUUUAACAUACGUAUGCUAAAUUAAUAAUAAAUUAAUGCUAGUUUUCCAUGAUGAAGUUGUUGAAAUGUGUUACAAAAUCUAACACUCAAAUCAACAACAACAACAUAAAGGGCUUGUUAAAUGGGCAUUCUUCAUCUGUUAUAUUUAAAAACCAUAAGCACAUAUGGUAACUACAUAUGAAAAUGCUUUUUAGUAGCCUAAUAUAAACAUUGAGCUGACAAUUGAUGACUUGAGAUACAAAUACUAUAGUUUAAAAGAGGAGUUGCAUUUUCCAUUAUCAUUGGCUUUUCAAACUUUGAAUGCACUUGCUGGCUUUCCAAAUGCAAAAGGAUCUGUGUGUUUUAUGAUGUUAUUUAUUUUUCAGUCCUGCCCCAGCACAAUUACAGGUACGUUAAAAGCUUUAUGGUUUACAUACUAGGUGUUCAGCUUUUAUUCCAUGGUUUCAUCAUAGAAUUGUUUAUAAUAAUCAAGUUAGGAGUUUAAAUUUCUACAUCUUUAAGGUUCAUAAUAAGUUUAAUUUUAGUGCACAUGGCAGGUUAAUUAUCACAUAUUGUAGUAAGCAUGUAGAGUCUGCAUUGUGCCUCAUUACAGCAUACUUCUCUCUUAUUUGAUUUGAUCUUUCCAUCGAUUUCACUUGAUUGUGUAACUUUCCACAUUCUUGACUUCUGGUGCAAAGGGAUCUUGACAUCUGAUUUUGUGUACUGUGUAUACAUUUAUUGUUCUUCAUAUUCUUCUGGAGGUUUUAUACAUGCAAGGAAUGCCUUAAAAGUCCAUUGUUGUGCCAUGCCAUGCUAUCACACCUGACUGUAUUUUUAAUGUAAUAGGUCAUUCAUUGUUUCAAAAAAUUGUAUAUUUCAAAAUAUAUCAAUGUAUAGCAAUGUUCAAAUAUAUGUACAUAUAUGCAAUAAAGGGAAGAUCUUUG
Onychostoma macrolepis is the source of this 2026-nucleotide messenger RNA. It is a transcript of the gene mtx3, whose product is annotated as metaxin 3. The record is from RefSeq and is a predicted model, not a curated record. The transcript has 9 exons. Lineage: Eukaryota; Metazoa; Chordata; Actinopteri; Cypriniformes; Cyprinidae. The coding region runs from base 78 to 1019 and encodes 313 amino acids. Gene Ontology annotation, cellular component: SAM complex. Gene Ontology annotation, biological process: mitochondrion organization.